CAGCAUCUCUAAAUAAUGCAAUUGUUCCUCACAUUGAGCCAAUUCAGAAAAUUGACUUGAUGCCAAAUGAAAUUAAGCUGGAAGGUGUUAAGAAUUAUUUGAGCUGGUCAAGAAGGGCGCUACUCAUCUUGAGGACUAAAGGGCUUGAGGGCUUUGUCAGUGGUGAGGCAGAGGAGCCAGGAGACAAGAAAACUUCAGAAUGGAGGACAUGGAGCAGUACCAACUCUUUGAUAGUGGCAUGGUUGUUGAACUCCUUGUCUCCAACCAUAACUGCAACUGUUGAGACUAUCUCAACUGCUACUGAGGUAUGGAAAACCCUCUCAAAACUGUACUCAGGUGAAGGGAAUGUGAUGUUAAUAGCUGAAACAGAGGAGAGAGUUGGUGAACUCAUACAAGGGGAAAAUUCUGUGAUGGAGUAUGUUGCUGAACUGCAGCGUUUGUGGGCUGAUUUAGAUCACUAUGAUCCUCUGGAUUUGCCACAUGCAGAUUGCAUAGCAGCUGCUAGAAAAUGGAUUGAACGCAGACGAGUGAUGCAGUUUCUCAAAGGAUUGAACUCUGAAUUUGAGGCGAGACGUGCUACUUUAUUUCAUCAACCUACUCUACCUGCCUUAGAGGAUGCCAUAGCAGCAAUGGCACAGGAGGAGGUCCGAUUAAAGUUGAUGAAGAACAAUACAACGACUCCAUCUCAUCCAGCCUUCAUAGCAAUCGACUAUAAGAGCAGAGAAUGCUUCAACUGCGGUGAGAAGGGUCAUUUGAUUCGUUCUUGCACGGCUCCACGUAGGAACAUGCGUGGAAGGGGGAGAGGAUAUAACCGAGGUGGAUUAAGGGGAGGCCGAGGCCAGGGAUACUCUGGUGGUCAAAGGGCAAAUGUGGCAGUCUCAGAAGAAGGAUCCUCACUCGCAACCCAAGAAGAAUCAAAGAAAAGAACAGAAAGCACAGGUGAUAAGGAUCAUGAGGAUUGUAGUUACGGCAACUUUGCUCACUUUGUAUCUACAGAUGAAGGAGAGGCAAACGGGGAAGAGGCUUGGGACUGGAACCAGGCGUAAUGGGCUAUGGUACAUGGAUCGCGAGGUGCCAAAUAAUGCGGUGUCUACGAUGUUAGCAACAAUGAUGGGAGAAAAGGAAACAAAGGUAAUGCUUCACCAUUGUAGAAUGGGACAUAUGUCUUUUGAGAAGAUGAGUAAAGUCUUUCCCGAUGUAAUGUGUGGGGUGGAUAAGAACAAGCUUGUGUGUGAUGCAUGUGAGUUUGCUAAACACACAAGGACAUCUUAUGUGAGUAAGGGUCUUAGGAGUAUUUCCCCUUUUAUGCUUGUUCACUCAGAUGUGUGGACAUGUCCUGUUAUCUCUCUAAGUGGAAUGAAGUACUUUGUUACAUUCAUUGAUUGCUA
Molecule: messenger RNA, 1388 nt
Organism: Triticum dicoccoides
Lineage: Eukaryota; Viridiplantae; Streptophyta; Magnoliopsida; Poales; Poaceae
Exons: 2
Coding region: 60-1046 (328 amino acids)
Molecular function (GO): zinc ion binding; nucleic acid binding
Source: RefSeq, a predicted model, not a curated record